Phyllostomus discolor (pale spear-nosed bat) is the source of this 3727-nucleotide messenger RNA. It is a transcript of the gene ZNF132, whose product is annotated as zinc finger protein 132. Gene Ontology annotation, biological process: negative regulation of transcription by RNA polymerase II. NCBI's taxonomy places the organism in Eukaryota, Metazoa, Chordata, Mammalia, Chiroptera, Phyllostomidae. The record is from RefSeq and is a predicted model, not a curated record. Gene Ontology annotation, molecular function: DNA-binding transcription repressor activity, RNA polymerase II-specific.
GAUUCUGAAAGAAGACCCCCACCGCACUAAACGCCGAGGCCUGGGGAUCAGAGGGGAACUUGGGGCACCGGGGCUCGGAGUCCAGCCUAGUGGGGCCAGGAGACCCUUCCUCACCGCCAGCUACCUGCUCGGCUCACGCGUCACGCCCGCAGUCCGGUCACAGGGUGGUUCUGACCACGGGACGGGUAGCUUGGGUCUCGGGCUCCUCAAAGCGGACACCGAGCCGAGGGCCCGCCCCCUUACGGCCGAGGACACCCUGGCUGGUGGAGGUUUUAGUUUGCUGCAGUCGCAGGGCAUACAGGGUACAGACGCCGGACCUCCAGACUCUCCCGCAUUCCCUGUUUGGUUUCCUUGGGCACCGGAAACCUCUUAGGAAAGGUCCACAGCCCGGCAACUCGGUCCCUCCUCCCUAUGAUGACCUGACAAACGCCAAAGCAGCAGUCCGACACGCGAAAUUCUGCCCUGUCCCUAGGCGAUUAUUGGCCAGAGUACGCCCAGAAAUGCCCUUUUUUAAGCUGUCAUUGGCCAGCACUGGUGAGGACGCACGGCGAGGGGCUGUUUGGGUAAGGUAGUUCGCAUCUGGUGAGCAGUGUCGCGUGGUGCGUCCUUCCUGAUCACCUAGGCAACGAACAGGCGGCACUUCGAUUGGCUCAGGGAAACAGUAGUUGGAGGAGGCGAGCCUGGAGCCAAUCGGUCUCUGGAGUGGGGUGCUUCGAGAGGGGCGCGGAGUAUGGAGGGGGACUUCAGUCGUCGCCAUUGCGUAUUUGUUUCGCCGGUGGCGCCUGACGCUGGCGGCCACUGCACCUGAAGAGAAGGGGGCAGGGAAGUGCCAAGACUCUUGCCACAAGUUUGCAGGCACUUUCACUCACACCAAUGGUUGCUUCUUGCUGACCCCCGAUUUUACCGGAUGUGGAACCGAGCCCACGAAAUCUCUGCAACCCACCUUCGUCGCACAGCCCCUGGAGGAAGCUCCAGGCUCCUCGGGUCCAUUUAUACUGUGGAGACGAAGGCCCUUAUACCGAGUGCGACUGUUGGUCCGUGGUCCUCCGACCAGUGGAGGUUGGGAUUCAGAUGAGCCUGCAGGUUCCUACCCAGCCGGCAGUGUCGCGCAUGGACUCGCCAAAGCUCACUUUUUGGCCCCCGGUCUCAUCACUGCAGAGCCCAAUGACCUUUGAGGAUGUGGCUGUGUACUUCUCCAAGGAGGAGUGGGGGCUCCUUGAUGAGGCUCAGAAGCACCUGUAUCAUGAUGUGAUGCUGGAGAACUUUGAGCUCAUGACCUCGCUUGGUCGUUGGCAUGAAGUGCAAGGUGAGGCUUGUUCCAAGCAGAAUGCUCCUAUAGAAGGGUUGUCCCAGCUCAGGAUCCCCUAUCCUUCUACCCUGAAGACUGAUACCUGUGACAUGUGUGGCCCAUUCAUAAGAGACAUUUUGCAUCUAGAUCAGUACCAAGGAACACAUCCUGAGGAGACCCCCUGCACGUGUGGAGCACGUGAAAGAGAGUUUUGGUUCAAUGAAAAUCUUCCCCAGUACCAGAAGGAGCACAGUGGAGAGAAGCCCUUCAGAUGGGACAAAGACAGGGACUCAUUUGUGAAGAGCUCCAUGGUCUACCUGCCAGAGAAGCCCUUCACUUGCAGGGAAGGUGGUAAGGAUGUCUUAGACAGCCAUGACCUCCAUCAGUAUCCAGCCAUUGACAGCAGUGGGAAGUCACAUCGGAGCACCGAGUGCAGAGAGUUCUUCCCACACAGUUCCAACCUUGGGCAGCUCCCAGAAGUCCAUAUCACAUGGAAGUUCCUCAACUGCAGUGACUGUGGUAAAGCCUUCCAGAAGAACUCGGCCCCCCUUAACCACCUGAACACUCAUUCUGAAGAGACAGCAUUUAAAUGUCCAACAGUUAGAAAUUCCUUAGAGGAGAAAUCAAACCUUGUUAAUUACCAAAAAUUUCACACUGGAGAAACAUUUCAUGUAUGUAAAGAGUGUGGGAAGGACCUUAGGUACCCAUGUAAGCUGAGGCAGCACCAGAAAUUUCCCACUGGAGUAAAAUACUAUGAGUGUAGUGACUGUGGGAAAACCUUCAGCCACAAACUUGCACUCCUUCAUCACCAGAAAAUUCACACAGGAGAAAGGCCUUAUGAGUGUAGUGCAUGUGGGAAAACCUUUAAUAACAGGUCACACCUCAGUCAGCAUGAGAAUGUUCACACUGGAGAAAGGCCUUUUGAGUGCAGCAAAUGUGGAAGAGCAUUCAGCCAAAGGUCCAAUUUCCUUCGGCAUCAGGAAGUUCAUACCCAGGUAAGACCACAUAAGUGCAAUCAAUGUGGUAAAGCCUUCAGCCGGAGCUCUGCUCUCAUUCAGCACCGGAGGGUUCACACUGGAGAAAGGCCUUUCAAGUGCAGUGAGUGUGGAAGAGCUUUUAACAAUAACUCCAAUCUUGCUCAGCACCAGAAAGUUCACACUGGAGAACGACCUUUUGAAUGUAGUGAAUGUGGAAGAGACUUUAGCCAAAGGGCCCACCUCCUUCGACAUCAGAAAGUACACACUGGAGAAUGAGAAUGGCCUUUUGAAUGCAGUGAAUGUGGGAAAGCCUUCAGCAAUAGCACCACCCUCAUUCAGCACCAGAAAUUACACACUGGGCAAAGGCCUUACGAAUGCAGCAGAUGCUGGAAAGCCUUCAGCUGCAGCUCCAGCCUGAUGCAGCACUGCAGGAUUCACACUGGAGAAAGGCCUUAUGACUACAGUGAAUAUGGGAAGGUGUUUGUUCACAGUUCUAGUCUCAUUGAGCACUGGAAGGUUCAUACAAGGGAAAGGCUGUAUGAGUGCAAUGAAUGUGGGAAAUUCUUUAGUCAACACUCCAUUCUCAUUAAACAUCUGAAAGUUUACACUGGAGAAAGGCCUUAUGAGUGCAGUGAAUGUGGGAAAUUCUUUAGCUGAAAGUCCAGCCUCAUUUAUCACUGACGAGUUCACAUUAGAGAAAGGCAUUAUGAGUGCAGUAAGGGAGAGACUUCAGCAACAACUCACCAGGUUCGUCACAGAGUUCACACACAAGAAAGGCUAUAUGAGUGCAGCCAGUGUGGGAAAGCUUUUAGUGAAAGGUUCACACUUGUUCAACACCAGGUAGUUCAUACCAGAGAAAGGACUUAUGAGUGUGGCCACUGUGGGAAAAUCUUUACCUGCCUCUGUAGCCUUGCUCAGCAUAAAAUGAUUCAUACUUGAGUGGAGUCUUACAGAAAUAGACUGUGAGUCUUCAUUCAGGUCAAACUUCAUCCAGUAGAACUGCAGAGAAAUUACCUGCAUGCACCACUGAUGUGGAGAAGCCUUUGGAAACUGCUGUGCCUUUUCCAAGCAGCCUAGGGACCAGGCAGAGCUAUGUGCCCUGGAGACCCUGCCCAGCCUGCCUGGAUCCAGACAGUUGCAGCAGUCACUUGCAUAUGCAUGGAGAAAACAGCUUACUGUGCCUUCUCUCCCCUAUCCCAGAGUAAAUCGGGAUUGUUUUGGGCCCAUUGGAUGGUUUCAUUCCCAUUGCCUCUUGAGAGUACUCUGGAAUGAACUGACCCCAUGCUGGUUGAGGGGUCUUGUGGGAUGUCCAGUUUGGGCUUCUUGGGGAAGAUGCACGUUCCCCAUGGGUGGAUGGUAUUCAACUGAAAAUAUUCCCAGCAGUUCAUGUUGAUUCUGGUGUUAAUAAUCACAACUGCCACCAAUUUGUUUUAUUUUAUGAAACUGACAUUGUGUCCAAUCA